AUGAGUAAACCAAUAUUUUUUAUUCUUGCAAAACACGCAGAUGAUUAUAAUUCCGAUGCAGAAGUCCUUGAUUCAGAUGUUGAAAUGCAUGAUGAAGAUGAUAAUAACUUAAAUGGAGAAGAUAUUCUAAUGCAGCGUAAUGAAGAUAGCUUGAUGAUUCCGGAAAGUUCGGAUCCUUCUUUGGAUAAUUCUUCAGAGAGUUCAUCAUCAUUGACGAUAAAGGACAACACUCGUAUAAUUGACAUGCCAUUUAAGUGCAAUAAAAUAGGAUGUGAUAAAAAGUAUUCAACAAAUUAUAAUUUAACAAGACAUAUGAGGAUUCAUAACGGUGAAAAACCUUUUAUAUGUGGUCAAUUAGGAUGUAAUAAGAAGUUCUGUUACUCUAAUGAAUUAAAGAGGCAUUUAGCAGUUCAUACAGGUGAAAACCCUACAAAUGUAACGGGUUGUGACAAAAAGUAUUACUGGUCUAGUGAUUUAUUAAAGCACGUUAAAUCCAAUCAAUCUUACAGCUGUAAUGAACCAGGGUGUGACAAGAAAUGUGAAAAAAAUUUUGUUAGUUUCAGUGGUUACAAGAGACAUAUUAGGAGACAUACUGGUGAUCAGCCAUUUCAGUGUAAUCAAACAGGAUGCCAAAGAAAGUUUUCUGAUUCUAGUGAGCUUCGAAUACAUAUUAGAACACAUACCGGAAAAAGACCCUAUAAAUGUCAUGAAUCAGGAUGUGAGAAAUCAUUUACACGAGUAGGUGAUUUAAAAAGGCAUAAUAAAAUUUAUAUUGGUGAAAAACCUUUUGUUUGUGCAAUAAAUAAUUGUGGAAAAAGUUUCGUUCGAUCCGAUACUUUAAAAUCACACGUGAAUAGAGUACACAAAGGUGAAAGAUAACUUGAUAGCAUAGGGUGACUUAUUUACUUGAGUUCUUUAGUUCUUUCCGAUAAUUGAAAUUAGAAUAUUAGAUAUUAAAAAGCAAUUUAAAUAAAUAGAAUUUUCAUUGUAAAUAUUGGAGCAUAUAAAAGUAUGGUUGACCGGAUAUAAGGUUCUGCAAAUGGACAAGUGUCGUGCUAUAAGUGUUUAUCAUGCCGGCACCUCUC
This is a messenger RNA of Rhizophagus irregularis DAOM 181602=DAOM 197198, 1085 nucleotides long. NCBI's taxonomy places the organism in Eukaryota, Fungi, Glomeromycota, Glomeromycetes, Glomerales, Glomeraceae. The record is from RefSeq and is a predicted model, not a curated record.